Molecule: messenger RNA, 1225 nt
Organism: Tachyglossus aculeatus (Australian echidna)
Lineage: Eukaryota; Metazoa; Chordata; Mammalia; Monotremata; Tachyglossidae
Gene: CCDC34
Product: coiled-coil domain containing 34
Exons: 6
Coding region: 58-921 (287 amino acids)
Source: RefSeq, a predicted model, not a curated record
CGGCUCCGGGAGGCGAGGCCUGUUGGCAUCUUUCUUCCUCCUCCUCCUCGGCCCGCCAUGGCGGGUCCUGGCCGACGACCACGGCGGGAAAGGCGCCUCUCCCCGCCCCCCUGUCGCUUCCCCGAGGACCCUCAGGAGGUGGCAGCCCCGGGCCCCGCUAGUGUUGAAGCAUCAGAAUACACAGAAGAGGAGGAGAAGCAAGGGCCUUUAUCAGAGGUUACUCUAACACCUUGGGAAGAGUGGUUCGUGUGCAAAGAAAAAGAACAACGAAUCCGACUACAAAAUCGAGCUCUGGAGGCUAUGAAUCUACAACUAGAACAAAGAAAAGAAGCGCAAGAACGUGAAAAAAGAAAAAUGAUCGCCGAAGAAAAACACAAGGAAUGGGUUCUGAAGAAAAAUGAACAGGAAAGAAAAGAAAGGGAACUGAAGCUUAGUAAAGAAAUGGAAGAAAAAGCAGCCAAGGAGAGAGAGAGAGAGCAGUUGCAGGAGAAAGCCAAAGAAAAAUAUCAAGAAUGGCUGAAGAAAAAGAACACUGAAGAAUGUGAAAAGAAGAGAAAGGAGAAGGAAAAGGAAAAACAAAGGUUAGCAGAAUUGCAGGAGAAAAAGGAAAUAUCAGAGAAGAAAUUUAAAGAAUGGUUACAAAACACAAAGAAUAAACCUCGGCCAGUUUUAAAUAGCUAUGGUUGUGCCAUUGAGAAACUGACAGGUUGCUACGGCAGAUAUUCCUAUCCAGCACCCACUUUUUAUAACCCAAUUCCAUGGAAACCUAUUCACAUGCCUCCUCCUAAAGAAGUUAAGAUGCUUCCAGGGAAGAAAAAUAAGAGACCUUUUUCCAGUCAGUCAUACAGGUCCUCAUCGAUGGUGAUACCCCAACCCAGGAACAAUCUUUUCCUUGGAACUCUGCACAAAAUACAAAGAUAACUUGAAUGAGUGGCAUAUAGUUUUUAACUGAAGCUACAGUGGUUUUUCUUAAAACAGAAAACUAUUUUUGGUAGUAUCUAAUUAUUUUCUAUCGGGACAUUCAUUUUAGGUAAGUAGGCACUCUAGAGAAGGGAAAUAUUUUACAUUUUUUUACUUUUAUGAAAGUUUCGAGAAAUAAUAUUUAGAAUAUCUUAGAUGCUGCUUAGUACAUCUUUUCAGCAUUGAAGAUGUGCAUCACUGCAGCUAAGUUUGUAGUUACCCAUAGUGCUGUAUACUCUGUGAUAGAAAUAAACAAUCGCUUACA